This is a messenger RNA of Rosa rugosa (rugosa rose), 921 nucleotides long. RefSeq lists its product as uncharacterized. The transcript has 2 exons. The coding region runs from base 170 to 703 and encodes 177 amino acids. The record is from RefSeq and is a predicted model, not a curated record. NCBI's taxonomy places the organism in Eukaryota, Viridiplantae, Streptophyta, Magnoliopsida, Rosales, Rosaceae.
UCGAACGAUGUAAGCAUGCUCACGAGACUGAUGAUCAAAGAAACAUAUUGCUAAAACUCUAUGAUGUGGUUUUUAGUAAAAUUGAUUUAAAUCCAUUUUAGCCAACUUGGACCUAGCUCUACUAAGGUUUACUCGACCACGGCGGCAGCGAUCGACAAAACUCUCCAAAAUGACCUACAAUGGUGAAUGUCCAACUAGAAAGGUGGGGCUCUUCCCCAUUCUCUUCUCUGUUUGGUCUAGAGGCAGCGGUGAUAGAGCUUCUAUCUGUCGUGUUCCUGUGUCUGUGGAGAUGGGACCGGAAAGUGGAUCUAUGACUGCAUCAGUGGUACGAUGCAACUUCGAUCAGACUCCUUUCUUGGGCUUGCGGCGGUUCUAUGGCAGUAGUGCUUCGCUGGUGGAUGAGGUGUCGCUGUUCUUCUGGGCUCGAGAUUGGGGUGUUGGGGAUGGUACUGACACUCGUGGUGGUAGUGACGCACUUUGCUGCGGCGGCCAGAAGCUUGUGGUGGAGGAGGAUCGAGGGACACCUGGUCGGCUGGUCGGGGUGCUUCUAUCUCCAUAUGGUGCCGGUCUUCUUCGGUGGCAGCGGGAGUUGUUGACAUCGGCAAUCUGCAGUCCUCUGUUUGGUUGCAGUGGGGUGCCCUUGGGCUGGUGCUUACUGGUGGGCCUGUUGGGCUUGCAUAAUUUUAGAGGGGAUGCAAGGUGACUUGUCAUAUUCCAUUCUUAGGUUUUAGUUUUUUAUCAGGUCGCAAAGAUCAUAUUCUCUGAGGAUUCAUUUUACUAUUUGCUUUGGAGGAUUUUGAUAUUUGUUUGGAAUAAAGGUGCGUUAAUUUCCUAAGAGGUGGGUGUACUGGGGGUGUCCUGAGUCUUAUUAUUAUUCUAUAAUAGGUGUUUAGGGUUCCCUAAGGAAUGAUUCUUUCUGUC